CCGAGAUAAGGCUACAGUAGCUGUAACUGUAGAUCUAUAUUUUAUGACGGGCUGUGUAAAUCCACACAUUUUCAAAGAAAAAAAAGAAAUUCCUUAUCUCAACAGGUAACGUUACUGCAGAUCACAGGUGUCCUCCAAGCUUGGAUGCUAGACGGCAGGAUGCACUUCUGCCCACCUGUCAGUCGAGACAGGGUUAUCUGUGACUUCCCAAAGUGCUAUAACCAAAAAGCAUGUCUACAGAGGAAAGACGACUGGAACAGCCAGGCAAAGAUGGCAUGCAAGGAGAGGGCAGAGCGACAGCAGGCGUGGGACAGGCUGAUGAUGUCCAAAGCUGUGGUGGUUGGAGACUUGAACGUGGGCAAGACGUGUCUAAUUAACAGGUUUUGUAAGAAUGUGUUUGACAGGGAUUAUAAAGCCACUAUUGGAGUGGAUUUUGAGAUCGAGAGAUUUGAGCUCUCUGGGGUCCCCUUCUCUCUUCAGAUCUGGGACACUGCGGGUCAAGAGAAAUUUAAGUGCAUCGCUUCAGCCUACUACAGAGGAGCUCACGUAAUCAUCACAGUCUUUGACAUGUCGGACAUCAGAACUUUGGAACACACUCGGCAGUGGCUGAUGGAAGCUCUGCGGGAGAAUGAGCCCAAUGCCUGCUCUGUGUUCCUGCUGGGGACCAAGAGUGACCUGAUGUCUCCAGAGAUGCGGGCCAGUUUAGAGAGAGAUGCUGUCAAAUUGGCAUCAGAGUUGCAGGCGGAGUUCUGGAUGGUCUCAUCCAAAACAGGAGAGAACGUGAAUGAGUUCUUCUUCCGUGUGGCGGCGAUAGCCUUUGAGGACGCCAUCCUGAGGGAUCUGGAAGGAUCCACCACACAGAGGAUUGGCCAGGGAGACAUCAUCAGGGCGUCGCUGGAGGACACGCCGAACAAGGAAGUGAAAAAGACAUGCUGCUGAAGCCACAAACCCCACUCCCCAGGACGGAGGGAGAGAAGACACAGCUGCAGACGAGAAGAGAAAGGGAACGAUCCGAGAGGAGGAGAAGAGACCGAACUGCGAAAGCUCCAAAGCUGCAGUGUUCUUGUCAGCAGUGUUCUUGAGAAAGCUCUCUCAGAUCAGCGAGCUGCUCCCCCCCUCUUUGAGGGAGGGUUGGCCUGGACUCGAGCAUACAGUACACUCACUGCAGUGUUCUUCUCAUCCCCUUCUGUUGUUCCUUCAGGCAGAAGAGCAGAGUUUACAUCUCGAUUUACAGUAGUCAUAUGCUGUUUUCCCCUUCAUUUGACAGACACUUUAAGCGAAAGUGGCAUAGAGUAUAUUAUAAACUUGUAGUGAGGUUGUACUGCAUAAAGUACUUUUAAUUUAGGCCCAAAUUGAUGAAACAUGUACUUUUACUGUGCUGUGCUAGUAAGUUGCUUUGGGUAAAAGUGUCUGUCGAACAUCUCAGGUGAGAAAAUGUUUCAAAACUGAGUUUGGACUGAUGGUCCGUGCUGACUGAUAGCCCAGGAGAUUAUUAUGAUCUACGGCUAAAGGCGCUCCACUUCACUGGGUAUUGCUCUGCCCAUUUGAAUGAUUUAUGAGAGAGAAUAUAUCAUCUCUGUCACUGCUUCUGUACGAUACAGUAUAUGCAAUGAAUGUUGUUCAUGAAAUAUGUAUACACGUGGCGGUGCCAACCAUGGGAGUUCCUUAAUGUAGUUUUAUUAGAUCAGUAUUGCAUUGCCCUGUAGCAUAAAGCGUACAAUAUAAUGUAAAAUUAUACGGUAUUGGUACGCUCUAACACCAGUGAUCACCGAAGUAUGAUGAAAUAUUUUGUCUGGUAGUUUAGUAUGAUUUGAUUUUUGUAACAUUUCUCUUUGUUCUUAUUUCUGUUUUCAUUAUGUGUUUUGAUUUUGGACUUUUGUUUUCUUCUAUGGAAUUUCUAGACAAUUAAAGACAGAUACAACAACCACUACUGAUUAGGCUGUUUUGCUGUAUUAGGUUUUUACUGAGAAGAAUUAUGUGGAA
This is a messenger RNA of Sardina pilchardus (European sardine), 1983 nucleotides long. RefSeq names its product RAB36, member RAS oncogene family (gene rab36). Gene Ontology annotation, biological process: vesicle-mediated transport. Gene Ontology annotation, molecular function: GTP binding; GTPase activity. The transcript has 11 exons. The record is from RefSeq and is a predicted model, not a curated record. The coding region runs from base 145 to 939 and encodes 264 amino acids. Lineage: Eukaryota; Metazoa; Chordata; Actinopteri; Clupeiformes; Clupeidae.